CGUGGUUGGUCGGUGCGGGAGUCUCGGGCGUUUUGGAGGUUAUAAGGAGUCGAGCGGGCGUCCGGCGAGGAUCGGGUCUCUCUGUCGGUGGGUUAGCGCGCGCGUGGCACGGAUCGUCGACGACAGACGCGUUUCGUUCGUCGUUGCGAGCGGAAGGACGCGCAUCGGGCUCGAUACGGGUGGCGGCGCAUCUAACCGCAGCCACCGUGCACACGUGAAUACCCGGCCGCUCACACGUUUUACGUACGGCAAAGUGGACUCGAUGUCGAUAACAUGUCGGCUACGAGCAACGUUAGGACGACACGGAUGCACAGGAUGGCCCGUCGGGCCGUUUGACGAUUAUUUAUGAAUCCACGGAAAGAUCUGAGGAGAGGGUGUCCACGGUACAACAGUAACAACAACAUCAGCAACAUGGUAAAGGAGAAGGCGAAUUCAAUCCGCAUCUACGACUCGGAGGGCUACAGACGCAGGGCCGCCUGUAUCUGCGUCAAGAGCGAUCUCGAGGACGAGGUACUACUGGUUACAUCCAGCCGAAGACCCGACAGUUGGAUAGUACCAGGUGGCGGCGUCGAGCCCGAGGAGGAACCAGCGGUCACGGCUCUUCGCGAGGUCCGGGAGGAGGCUGGCGUUCUGGGACAGUUAGGCCGUUGCCUCGGCACAUUUGAGGUUAUAACUCGUGAUAACAAGGAGCACAAACAUCGAACGGAAGUGUGGGUUAUGCGAGUGACCGAGGAGCUGCCGGAGUGGGAAGACUCGCGCGCUAUCGGCCGGAAGCGAAAGUGGUUCACCAUACCCGAGGCCCUGCUGCAGCUCGAUAAACACAAGCCCGUCCAGCGCUCUUACCUGGACAAACUCCACCAUAGCAAUCCACGACAUAAUCCCACCUCUCAGCUGUCCAAUCAUUCGCACUCCACGAUGGCAUCUAUCGAGCUGUUGAAUAACUCUAGUAACAAUACCCAUUUGAGUGAACACAGCUAAUAUCUCGUCGCGGAAAUCGAACUCCCCGAUUUUAAUCCAAAAUUCAAUCGCCAUGGAUUCUCUCCGAGCAAGAAAAACACGCUGUUCUCCUUUCUCCCUGUAAGGGAAUCCGAUAUGCAACUACUGUGUUGUGUGUUUUAUAUAUAUAAAUUGAUAUUAUCCAUGUGCUUAUCUUUAUCAUUAUAUCAUUAUAUUCUAGGUUAAUUACUACGAUUACUAUUACGUUUAGUGUUAGGUUGUUGAUAAAUUGGUUCAUGAUGGAACUUUUUUUUGUAACUGAUUUUCUCAUUUCUAAUAUAUGACUUUUUAUCGAACGCGCAAGAAGAAUGAUUAAGUCUAUUAUUUUACGAUCAUUAUUAUUUAGUGUUUGUGCCUAAUAUACGUAGAAUGCCGUACACACGUGAACUUUUACCACGUAUCUCAUAUCUUGGCUAUACAGCUACGCGAACUUUUUCUACAUUUUACGUCAAGGCAAGGGAAAAGUUGCGUUGUACUCGUUAAACUCGUUAAUAUACAGACGAUAAAUUGUGUACUUUGUAUAUUAACUUCUUGAAUAAAAUUUUGUAAUGAUUUCUGCGAAUUAUGCGAAAGAUUAUGGACAGAGCUGCGUCGCUUCAUACCCUUCGUUUGUGGUAAACAAAAAGCUAUUCCAAUUUCUUACAAACAACGUGACAAUAGGCUUAUUGAUAUUUUGUUGUUACAGCUUAAGUUAAUCGACGUUAUGACUUUAGAUGUCAAUUUUUCUGUAUUAUUUAUUUUUCUUGCGAUACUUUGUGAUGACAAAUAGUUUGUAUAGCUUAGGUUCUCGAGAUUUUUAUAGAAGGGAAGGAUUGGACAAUUAAGAAAGCGAACAACCAACUUUUGUAGCAGACUAAUAUGAGACAUUAAAUUUUUACUAUUUAAAGAUAA
Molecule: messenger RNA, 1887 nt
Organism: Solenopsis invicta (red fire ant)
Lineage: Eukaryota; Metazoa; Arthropoda; Insecta; Hymenoptera; Formicidae
Gene: Aps
Product: diphosphoinositol polyphosphate phosphohydrolase 1
Exons: 3
Coding region: 346-978 (210 amino acids)
Biological process (GO): adenosine 5'-(hexahydrogen pentaphosphate) catabolic process; diadenosine pentaphosphate catabolic process; diadenosine hexaphosphate catabolic process
Cellular component (GO): nucleus; cytoplasm
Molecular function (GO): bis(5'-adenosyl)-pentaphosphatase activity; bis(5'-adenosyl)-hexaphosphatase activity; endopolyphosphatase activity
Source: RefSeq, a predicted model, not a curated record